UGGGCUGAGUUAAAAUAUUGCUCAGAGAAGGAGAAAAAAAAAACGUUAUUAAGGUUACGUUAGGUUAGGGUUUGAGUGUGAGGAGGUGAGUUGAGUGAGUGAGUAGCUGUAGGUGGUUCUUACUUCCCCAAUCCGUCCGGUUCAGAAGUUGCGAUUCGUACUCGCCACACGCCACCAUGGGGAAAACACGUGGUAUGGGAGCGGCUCGCAAGUUGAAGUCCCACCGAAGAAGGCAGAGGUGGGCAGACAAAGCAUACAAGAAAUCACAUCUUGGAAAUGAAUGGAAAAAGCCAUUCGCUGGAUCCUCUCAUGCAAAAGGCAUUGUUCUUGAAAAAAUUGGCAUUGAGGCUAAGCAACCAAACUCUGCUAUUAGAAAAUGUGCUCGUGUUCAAUUAAUCAAAAAUGGAAAGAAGAUUGCAGCUUUUGUGCCAAAUGAUGGUUGCUUGAACUACAUUGAAGAAAAUGAUGAAGUACUUAUUGCUGGUUUUGGCCGAAAAGGGCAUGCAGUUGGAGAUAUUCCUGGAGUCCGAUUUAAGGUUGUGAAGGUAUCUGGGGUGUCUCUUCUUGCCCUCUUUAAAGAGAAGAAGGAGAAACCUAGGUCUUGAAUUGAUGCUUUUAGGAUUCCCAAUCUUUGGUUUUUCAUGAUUUUCAAUUUUAGAAUUUGGGAGAAGUAGAACAUGGUUCUCUUUAUCCCUUUUUGGCCCUAGUUUCUUUCUAGUGUUUUAUCGAACAUUUCACUCAUGUGUCGAUUUGCAAGAAAAACAUGUUUAUUUGUUAGGUUAUUGAUUGUUUUGUAAACAUGGACUAUUUGAAUACAAGCUUAGAAGUGUCUUUCGAAGGUUUUUUUCCCCAAAAA
Messenger RNA from Cajanus cajan (pigeon pea), 856 nucleotides. Its product is annotated as small ribosomal subunit protein uS12. Gene Ontology annotation, cellular component: small ribosomal subunit; ribosome. Gene Ontology annotation, molecular function: structural constituent of ribosome. Lineage: Eukaryota; Viridiplantae; Streptophyta; Magnoliopsida; Fabales; Fabaceae. Gene Ontology annotation, biological process: translation. The record is from RefSeq and is a predicted model, not a curated record.